AUGAUGGCGCCGUUUCAAUGCGCAGCUGUGAUCCAGGCAGAAGACUUGGGCGAAAGCAGGCUGGAGGAAUAUACGAAGGCCUUCAAAUGCGCACAGCAACGGUUCCAGGAGCAGAUCAAGUCUGAAGAGCGAUUGGAGGAGCCCUUUCACACGGGCAUCUACAUGACUGUCGACGAGUUUCGCCGGUGGCAGACUCCGAUCAGCCCCACCCACGAAAACGUUGUGUGGCUACACCAGGGGGAGGUGCUCAUAUUGGGCAGCUGA
Klebsormidium nitens is the source of this 264-nucleotide messenger RNA. The record is from the annotation of a GenBank genome assembly. Lineage: Eukaryota; Viridiplantae; Streptophyta; Klebsormidiophyceae; Klebsormidiales; Klebsormidiaceae.